Molecule: messenger RNA, 1362 nt
Organism: Dacryopinax primogenitus
Lineage: Eukaryota; Fungi; Basidiomycota; Dacrymycetes; Dacrymycetales; Dacrymycetaceae
Exons: 1
Coding region: 1-1362 (453 amino acids)
Source: RefSeq, a predicted model, not a curated record
AUGGCUGCGCCAACCUACCUCAGCACGUACGCUCGCACUCUUCCAAAGAGCUGCCCCGUACAGAAAUCCACUUCUACCUCCUCCUCUGCCUCGGACAGCGACGACCUGAAUGCGCCAGAGUUGACCUCGGGCGCAUCACAUCACUCUUCCUCUGCACAAGAAGACGAGAUCAACACCGACGUUUCCCCGAUUUCCCCAACCUUCAUCAUCCCCGAACUACCGUCCGCCGGAACAGACAGUCUGGGUAUAGGUCUAGGCUUGUCACUCGACUGCAGUGGCAAGCGCGGGAUCAGCAUCAUAUCCUUCCCAACUCUGAAAACCGACGUGGACCCGGCGGUUGCCCCAAACCGCGCCGCAUCUCCCGUGGGCGCUUCCUCCCCCGCUCGUCCUGCCUGUCUUAGCCUGCCGAGCGACGAUGGCUACGAAGGAGAAUACGAGCACCGGCGUGGUCGGUCCGCAUGCCGCCCGCGCCCGCGUCACCAUUACCAUUAUCAGCACCAUCAGCCACGCGUGGUCAUGUACCGCUCGGAUUCUGACUCGGACGAUCAGAAGGCCAACCGUCCGGAAGUCGCUCACCGUCCAGCGUUUAACACUCACCAGGGCAGUCAAAUACCGCCCUCCUCUCCCAACAGGAAGGACAACCCACGCAUUCGUACUCCCUCCCCUCUCGGCAGCGACCAGUCCACCCCUAAAGCUUCUGCCAUCAUCCCCUGCCCCUCCGGCCAACACUCUAGCCGCUACCUCCAAGUCCCGGAAGCCAAUGGCGAACACCUACUGGCGGCUGCUCUCAAGGGUCUUGGAAUUCGUCAUGUUAGUUCUCCAUCAAACGGUCGUAUGUCUCCUGGCAAGCAUAUGACCCCCGGCGGCGAGUGCAAGCUCGACAUUCCCGGUAUAUCCGUGCGUGUGGAAGAAGUUGAUCCAGAUGAGCCCUCACUGUCCCUGGAGCAGAAAUCGAAGAAAGCAACGCUCUCCAAUACCCCCCGUCGUCCGUCCAACCCUCCCUCUAUCUACCUCCACUCCGCUCCCCGCCAACGCACGCGUAACGUCUCCCCCCUCUCUCGCCCACACGUCCCUUCCUCUCCGCCUAUCCCUCCCCGCCUACGUGGCUCCCCACUCCUCGCACAGAUGGGGCACAAGAACCAACCCCGUGUGUUCUCCGCUCCUGUCAUAUCCAGCGCCGAGCAGAUGGAAAGCCUGAUGCUGCAGGACGACCGGAUGCAUAAACACAAGAUGUUUGCGCCCGACCGCCCCAAGGAGAAGAGACUCAAGUAUGUCGUCACUCCUCCACCGACUACAAAGACGCGCAACGUAUUUGACGGAGAGACCACGGUGGGGUUCAACCCGUAUUUCAAAGUUCUUUAA